AUGGAGGUCUUUAUGACAAACCUGCCCGCGCAGGGCAACUUUGGAGAUCGCGUGCUCCGCGAACAGCUCAAGCCUUUUAUGAAAAAUCUGGCCAUUGCCGAGAAAUCAUUUAACUGCGAAAAGCCACUGAACCGGAAGCACGGCACUAUAACCUUCCUCAACGAGUCCGACGGCCGCAAGUUCCUUCAGUUCUACGGCGAGUCCAAGCUGCCCCACGGCCGCACCGCCUCGCGCUUGAAAAUCCUCGGUGCCAAGGUCUUGUGUCGGCUGAGCCAGCGCCAGCCAAACACCUUCACCCUGAAGCACCUUAGGGCUGAGGUAGACAAGCCUAACCGCCCUCCAGAGGAGCGGCGUGGCGGCUAUGCGGACUUUCUCCCCUCAUUUAAGCUUCAUUCUCUCCAGUGCGGAUACUACCGCUACAACCAGGGCCGCCUUGAGUACGUCCCUGAGAUGAAAGAGGUUGGAGAGGGAGCGGUGACGUUCGGCAAGCGGUAUCUGACCGUCGACAUUUUCCGCGAUUCUGAGUUUGUCAACGAGUCCAACCUGCUGUACAUUCCUCUCGGAACCAUCUACGAGAUCGUAUGGUCAGCGAACGGUGAACUGACCCUCACCCUCCAGUCCGCGCCGUUCAUCUUCGUCGAUACCGAGUUUAUGCAGCAAAGUGGAAGGGUCCGCCAGACACAGCUGAGCCCCAAGCAUGCUGAGGUCGGGGGCACCUGUCUAAUCUACCGCAUCAACGUCGACCCCGUGCAGCUGCAACGCAAAAUGGAUUACCUUAACACUAUGCUCACCGUCACGCGCUACGAUGUUAGCAAUCGCCUGGCGCCGCCCAUCGCAGACAGCCUGAAGAAGCUCCACGCCAAGCUCGCUUCCAUGUUGACGUCCUCGAAGCUGCCCUUUUCCAUUCUUUUUCAGCUACAAGCACUGGCUUGGAACGCCUUCCUUUACCCUGACACCGUCGCUGACCUGGCCUCAGAGCUCGUUGUGCUCCAGAAAACAGCACCUGUGUCUGUCGACGCCAUGAAGAUGCUAUUUACCGAUAUCGGCUGGCCUACCCCCAACGACGCGGACCCCAGCCAAUUCGAGGUUCCCGCGCUGGUCGCUCACCUCCUCAAGAAGGAGAGAGAGAUCCGAAGCGGUUACGCCAUUCGUGAGGGUCUUUUGAGCCCAAGUGAGAAUUUGGCGCCCAUCUGCCGCGUAUCGGUCACGCCCACCCGAAUUCUGCUGUACGGCCCCGAGUUUGAGAAGAAGAACCGAGUGCUGCGCAAAUUUCCCAAUCAACACGAUUGCUUCAUCCGUGUACAGUUCUGCGACGAGAAUGGGGACAGUCUACGCCUCCUCGGAAGGCGUACCAGCUAUGAGAAAGUGUACAAGCGCUUUAUCGACAUCAUGAAAAACGGCAUACAGAUUGUGGGCCGCACAUACAAGUUCCUCGGCUGGUCGCACUCUUCCCUUCGCGCGCAUAGCAUGUGGUUUACGGCGCCAUUUAUUGACGACACUGGCCGCCUGCAGACGCACCUAACCAUCAUCUCGACUCUGGGCGACUUCGCCGGCAUCCGCUCACCGGCCAAAUGUGCCGCUCGCAUUGGUCAAGCCUUUUCGGAAACCCCCUAUGCGGUGCCGCUGAGCGAGCACAAAAUCAGUGUGAUGUUGGUAGAUGACGUCAAGUCAAAGGAUGGAAAGCACGUUUUCAGCGACGGCGUCGGGACCAUCUCGCUGGACGCGGCCGCCGCUGUCUGGAAGUACGUGCCCAAGUCCAAGAGAAACCCGACCUGCUUCCAGGUACGGUACGCAGGAGCAAAGGGCAUGCUCUCUCUGGACACGCGCCUUCAGGGCUCGCAGAUCCUGUUGCGGCCGUCCAUGAUCAAGUUCGAGAGUAAUGAGACGGAAAACCUGGAGAUAUGCGACGUGGCUAAGGCCAUGCCACUGUAUCUCAACAGGCAGAUGAUUAAGAUUCUCGAAGACAUGAGUGUGCCGCGCAAGUGGUUCCUGCGGCUGCAGAACGACGCGUUGCAGCAGCUGCGGUUGAUUGCUUCCAGCGCCUACAACAUGGCCUACUUUCUCAAGCACCAGUCUGUCGGCACGUCGAUCAAGCUGCAUAAGUUACUGCUGUUGACUGACAAGCUGGGCUUGGACUACCGCACAGAGCCGUUUCUGCGGCGUGCCGCCGAAGCGGUGGUCUUGCGCGAGCUACGGCUGUUGAAGCACAAGGCACGCAUUCCCGUUCCGUUUGGCAUCACGCUUUUUGGCGUCAUGGACGAGACGGAAUUCCUGGCAAAGGGCCAGGUGUACGUGACAUUCGAGACGAAGCAGGGCUUAAAACCACAGCGGUUCGAACAACCGCCCGGACACGCGGUGUACUUGCUGGUGACGAGAUCGCCCGCACUACACCCCGGCGACAUCCAGUGGGCUUGCAACAUGAUCCCGCCAGAGGGGCAUCCUCUGCGCGAAUUGUCGAACUGCGUUGUCUUCAGUGCCAAGGGUGCGCGUGAUCUGCCUAGCCAGCUGAGCGGCGGAGAUCUGGAUGGCGACAUCUUCAAUUUGAUCUGGGAUCGAGAGGUGUGUCGGCCGGUCGAGCUAAAGACAUAUCGCGCCGCCGAGUAUGCGCGGGUUCCGCCGCAGAACAUCUGGCGAGAGGUGCAGACAGAAGACAUUGCCCAGUUCUUUAUUGAUUUCAUGAAGACGGAUCAUCUGGGCACCAUUGCGACGCGCCACAUGAUUCUGGCCGACCAGAAGGAGAUGGGGACGCUCGACAGCGACUGUAUCGCGAUGGCGGAGCUGCACUCGACAGCGGUGGACUUUUCGAAGACGGGCAUCCCGGCAGAUCUCAAUGAGCUCCGGCGUGCAUCCCCGUUCCGGCCGGAUUUCCUGGCCCCAGGGUCGUUGGUCUAUGUGCACAACAAGGCAGACAUCGAGUUGGAAAAGUACGUUGCGAAUAACGAGCGCGAUGUGCACGCCGAAGCGCUGGAUGGUCCGGCACACAAGUACUACAGGUCAGAAAAGGUUCUGGGAGUGCUCUACCGUGCGGUGGAUGAGCGCAAGAUCUGGUACACGGACAUCCACAAAGGCGAGUCAGAAACGACAACGACAGACGGAACGGGUGCAGGCACGGUGUUGGACAAGCUGCGAGAGUGGGCACGGAAGCAGUGCGCAGAGCUGGGCUGUGACAGCUGGCAUGAACGGCAAGAAGAGGCGGCUGGAAUUCGGUCGGCGUACGAGGACUCGAUCCGGUCGAUGAUGCAUAGCAACUCGGAGAAUCCGAUGCAGCCCAUCUCGGAGCUGGAGGUGUUUACCGGUGCACUGAUCAGCAAGACGGGAGCGCAGAACAAUCGACAGCGGGACCGAUCGCGCAAGCUGCGAGAGGAGUUUGAGCGGAUCUCGAGCUGGAUCACGGGCCAGAUGCGGCCGCGGGAACGGCAGCAGGCAGCAGACGGUCGCGACAUGCUGGAAUGGAUGGAGCUGUGUCUGGCAUGCGCUCACAGCCGCGAGGUGCGGGACGAGGAUGAGCGGUGGGGGAACACGCGCAGUGAUGCGAUCCAGUCGUUUCCUCUGGUGGCGAUGGCGGCAUUGCUGAGGGAGAUCGAUUAUAGGUUAUCCCCAUCGGGGACCCACAGCAGUGUUCUCGAACACGCCGGCCUGCUUCGGGCCAGAUCCUCCAGUGGCGGCAUGCGUGACGAGACAAAUCAUGCCGUAAAGCCAUUGUCGGUGGGCGAUGGUGUCAUGCCAGCGGUCUGCACUGUCGUUAUCACCACCGGCUCUUCUGUCCUGACGGAUCUCUGA
Grosmannia clavigera kw1407 is the source of this 3780-nucleotide messenger RNA. Its product is annotated as RNA-dependent RNA polymerase. Bases 1 to 3780 code for a protein of 1259 amino acids. Gene Ontology annotation, molecular function: RNA-directed RNA polymerase activity. Gene Ontology annotation, cellular component: nuclear RNA-directed RNA polymerase complex. The record is from RefSeq and is a predicted model, not a curated record. The transcript has 4 exons. Lineage: Eukaryota; Fungi; Ascomycota; Sordariomycetes; Ophiostomatales; Ophiostomataceae. Gene Ontology annotation, biological process: siRNA processing.